CUGAUGGGGCGUGUGGAGGUAGGCGUGAGGGUCGUGCGCCGAGGCUGCAGACAGAUAGGGUUUAGCGGCCGCAGAUGACAUUACCCUGUGGAAAAUCGAUGAUUUCACCGGGGUCCGCUUAACUUACGCAGCGUAGGUGCGGUGAAUUAGCGCAGUGUGCUAUGGAAGUAACUACUUCCAUCCAAGCUCUCAAAAAUGCUUUCUUGCAAUACAAUCAAAAGUUAUCACUAAUAGCUUCAAUGAACUUGUGUGUGCAAUUUAUCUUCAGUGAUAAAUAGAAUGUUUUGAAUGAUCCCGGAAUUGUCAUUGUUAGAAAAUUUAACCUCAAGGUUAAGUAAGGGUCAAUCAUAACCCUAUCCAGACACAUCGGAACACGCACCAGGGCCCAAAUGCGAAUAUCCUGUUAGCGGCUCUGUCCCUUUCGGCCCCUGCCCUAUUCCUUUCGUUGCUUUGCCCAUUUCAAUUAGAGAUCAACUGGGCAAAAACGUCUGUAUUUCUCCUACCGCUGCUAGCAAAUAUGGGAGACCUGCAACCGCAGCCCAAUAAUCUGCCCUUCAAUCUCACCGACGUUGAUCGUCAGGUCCUGUCGCAGACGGAUGAGAUGUUCAUCCAUCACGAUUGGGAUGAGAUCAAGAGAAUCAUAGCCUCCAAUAACCUCGAAGCCUUUCGGCGCAAGCCAAGUGAGCUGAAGCGCUACAUCGCCUGGACCACAAACAUCAAGGCGCGGUACGGGACGAUAACAAAUUACAUCCUCCAGGAGCGGCUGAAAUGGCAGCUCGAUGGUUCCGUUCCUCUCGCUUCGCAGUGCCGAAACCCAGUCCCCUUCGCGGAUCCCAGUGAUUACAGGAUCCUGCGGAAUGACUGGCCCUACGGCGUCUCGCCGGAACUCACUCAUAUAGUGAUAUGGCUCAAAAACAGCAUUCCUGUUAGGGAAGACAACGGGGAUUUGACUGACGAAUCGCGCACCCUCAUUAACGAUUUUGUCAACCGGACUUUUGUUGCUAGGCUGGAGAAGCUCUUUCCGGACGCCGACGAUAGGGUUCUGUGGUUCAAGAAUUGGACAGCCCUGCAGAGCGUGAGAUCGCUUGAGCAUGUUCAUGUUGUGGUUCGGGGCGUCCCUGAUGAGAUUAUUGUCGAGUGGACUGGGGAACAGUCUCGUGCUGUCCGAUUUGACAGACCUCGGAUUGAAUCCGAUGAUAUUGAGGUAUCCUAGCAUUGUUUACCAGCUACCAGCUAGUAUUGCGCUGCUUUCGCGUUAUUAUUUGUCACUAUCGGCUCGAUUUGAGCGAUUUCUGAUAUUCCAUGUCGCUCGACAACAAGCCUUGGAUGGAUUUUAUACGAAUAUAUACUAUAUAUCCAAAAAAAAAAAAAAAAAAGAAAAAGUUGCGAAGAUAUAUCGACAUAUCUUCUGAUCAUGUUAAUGAUUUUCUCACGCUUAGAACUAUAGAAUU
Molecule: messenger RNA, 1451 nt
Organism: Blastomyces dermatitidis ER-3
Lineage: Eukaryota; Fungi; Ascomycota; Eurotiomycetes; Onygenales; Ajellomycetaceae
Exons: 2
Coding region: 518-1213 (231 amino acids)
Biological process (GO): N-acetylglucosamine metabolic process
Cellular component (GO): cytoplasm
Source: RefSeq, a predicted model, not a curated record